AUGCAGACCUCUCAGGCUGUUUGCUCCAUCUGCAUCUUGUUCCAAAUCAUCUUUCCCUCUGGGGAAGGAUGGCAAGUGCUUAAAAAUGACGCCACAGAGAUAAUUCCCGAGUAUACUGAGAUGCCUGUGGAGGAGCAGCAGCUAUAUACCCAGAGUGAUAAUGACACCAUGAACAACCGGGCACAGCAAGGAGAGAGGCGCCACCAGGUUACUCUGAGCCGGAUGGAACCACAGGAAUUCAGCUGUCGGGAACUGUAUUCGACCCACUAUGUCACCAACGGUCCAUGUCGCAGCAUUAAGCCAAUCAGGGAGUUGGUCUGUUCUGGGCAGUGCCUCCCAUCCCACCUCCUGCCUAACUCCAUCGGCAAGGGCAAAUGGUGGCGGCAAAAUGCUUUGGAUUACCGCUGUAUCCCAGCACACAGUCGUCCCCAGCGAAUCCAGCUCACCUGCCCUGAUGAGGACACCCGGACUAUCAAGAUCAGAACCAUCACCUCUUGCAAAUGCAAACGGUAUACUCGCUACCAUAACCGUUCCCAGCUCAAAGAUUUCAGCAAAGAGACUGCUCGACCUCAGAAGAACAAAAAGCCACGUCUCUCGAGGCUUAGGGGAAGUAAAGUCCACCAGCCCGAGCUCGAGAACUCCUACUAGUACGGGCAUUUGACAAGACCCAGCCUGGAAGAACAGAGGUUGCAUGACACCCCUGCCUUUUGGAUGGCAUCGAAUGGGACAGAAAAAGGGGAUGGCCAUAGGCACAAUGGUUGCCCCCAUCCAAGACUGAGGGCUGAUGCCAUCAAAAGCUGUAGGACAUUUCUUGAAUAGCUGGAUGAGAGAGGG
Eublepharis macularius is the source of this 834-nucleotide messenger RNA. It is a transcript of the gene SOST, whose product is annotated as sclerostin. The transcript is spliced from 2 exons. NCBI's taxonomy places the organism in Eukaryota, Metazoa, Chordata, Lepidosauria, Squamata, Eublepharidae. Gene Ontology annotation, molecular function: BMP binding. The record is from RefSeq and is a predicted model, not a curated record. The coding region runs from base 1 to 648 and encodes 215 amino acids. Gene Ontology annotation, biological process: ossification; negative regulation of BMP signaling pathway; negative regulation of Wnt signaling pathway.